AUGGCCUCGGUGACACUAUUUGCUAGGGUAGCUGCAACAGUAGUGAUGCUAACAGCUAAUACGAACGCUUUGGUCUGUUAUGAAAAUGAUGAAUCUGGCAAAGUAUACGAGAUAUCAAAUGAAUCCUGGGAUUACUGCGUAUUUAUCCCGGGUUAUGAAGAAAGUCGAGUAUUCGGCAUUGGUCCAGAAGUAGAUUGGACAAAAACAUAUGACGAAGCAUUUAGUACAUCGGACAAAAUAUAUCAAGUGCUAUCCAUUUGCCUCCUAGAGAAAUAUGAUUUUGGUCAGCUGAACCCAAAAAGCGCUAUCGAUCCAUCAGAAUCGGUAGAAUUCAUAUUUCGAUGCAUCUGUAGUUAUGAUCGCUGUAACAGUGCUACGACAUUUAGUAACUACUUGAAGACGAUCAAACUGGAUAAUGCUAGUAGCAGCGCUGAGAAGAAUUGA
Brugia malayi is the source of this 444-nucleotide messenger RNA. RefSeq lists its product as uncharacterized. The record is from RefSeq and is a predicted model, not a curated record. Bases 1 to 444 code for a protein of 147 amino acids. The transcript has 3 exons. Lineage: Eukaryota; Metazoa; Nematoda; Chromadorea; Rhabditida; Onchocercidae.